Molecule: messenger RNA, 2172 nt
Organism: Phytomonas sp. Hart1
Lineage: Eukaryota; Euglenozoa; Kinetoplastea; Trypanosomatida; Trypanosomatidae
Source: the annotation of a GenBank genome assembly
AUGAGCAACAAAAAAAGUCAGAUCAAUAAGGUCCCUGACACGGCCCCAGAUAAAAGCAUAAAAUAUUACCCUGAUGAAGAGCUUGCUGCUCUGAUCCGCUCACUAAACCGUGAUGAGGAUCACCACAUAUUUGCACAGGAUGUGCUUCUUACGUAUCCCUAUCUAGCUGAGUCCUACACGAAGGUGUGCCCUCAACGUUGUGAUCUCGCCACAGCGGUUUCUAAGGCCCUCAAUGGUGACUACGGUUACAGCCCCAACCUGUUAGAGCUGCGAAGUGAUCUGCAGCUUAUGGUAAAUAACUGUGUGCGCUUCAACGGCAGCGAAAGCCCUUUGGCUGAAACUGCGGAGAGUUUUGAAAGUUUUUUUAAUAAAAAACUGGAAGAAUACGUCCAAAGCAAAACAUGUGGUCGACGCAUAUCAUCUCUGCGUCUUCAGCAGCAGCGGCAACAAUCACAAAAACAACUUUCCACAUUGCAAGAAACUUUGUUAUCAAAUCACCAAUCUUUUAUUAAUCGCGAUGUUGUGAUUCUUGUGAACUCCCUUGUGAGGCGCGAGGACGCAGGGGCUUUUGUUGUCGACGUUGCUGCGACUUACCCAGAGCUUCGGCAAAGCUAUAAUGCAACUUGCCCGAACCCGAUGAACCUCAGAAUAGUAAAGGAGCGUGCACAGGCUGGCUACUAUAUUCGACCUGCUGUUACCGCAACCAAUGAACACUCCCAGGAUAUCAGUAAUGCUGUGUUGGCGGGUACGUGUUGCGGUCCGACGGUUGCGGACUCGUUGGCUGCCCUGCGGGAGGAUAUUGAACUCAUCGUAAACAAUUGCAUUCGCUUCAAUGAGAAGAUUGAGAGCUGGGUGAGCUUGGCGCGGUGCUUUCAACGAUUCGCACACCGGCGGAUAGAUGACUUUGUACUGCGUCAUGAACCCGGGUUGCGCGGGACCCCAACCGGGGCUGAACGCUACUGUCCCUCUGACGAUCAUGUUGCGGGCAACAAAAAUCCUCCAAGUAAAGAUAUAGAGUCGAGCGAUGCGGUCACAGGGUCUUCGUCUUUAUCCAUUGAGGAGCACCAGGCUCAGCAUGCACUGCCAGCCAAGGAAAAUACACUGCAUAGUGGUGGCAGUCGUGGGCAACAUACUGCGGAAGGUGAUACCGAUAUGGAUCCUGUUGCAAUGGCACCAAGAGGUCUCGUUGACAAUAAAACGAAAACACUGAAGUGGGCCGAGAUUUUACCCCAGCCGUUACUGGUGAACACAUGCGAGGGUGUCAGGCCAGACAUAAAGCUAUCACCCCUGCAACCCUCGCUGCAUCUUACUGAUCGCCUUCGCAAACGCAUUGCAGUUGAUUACCUUCUUCGCGAGCGAAUUGGACUUCGACUAGUUGGGAAAAGUGUGUGGGUACCCUUUCCACGAGAUGCCCCUAACUCUUGUGAGAAGGUAAUCGAAGGAUCGAUACAGCGCAAUGGUAGUGAUGCAACGAUCACCAGUACAGGCAAAGAUGAGAGAAGAAGUGGGAGCGUUGAAAAUUUGCUUAUUGAAGAACACAUGAGCGCACAAGCGGUUCUGGAUGCCUUUGUGAAAUCUGUCAACGACUUCUACCAUAGACAACGCUCACGAUCCGAUUUCGAGAACGUUUUCCAGUACAGCGUGGAAGACGAGGCAGUCUACACACGUGUGCUAGAUAUUGUCGGUCGGGAGUUCAAUCGCCUGUUGCCAUUUGCAUUCUUGUAUGAAAUGGAAGCAGCUGAGCUGCAUGCAUGGUCUGCUGAGCGUGCUGUAGACACCAUUCUGGGCCCUCUGAGGGAGAGUAAGAGGCAGCGUGUUGAAACUUCGGGAAGUGGCGAUGAUGCAGAGCCGAGCCGCCAUGGCAACACUGCGUGUGAAGAGGAAAACAAAAGCGACAAUCCUGAGGCUGUAGAGGUAGGCUAUGGCGGCUGGAAUCCGUCGGCGCACGUGCACUACAGCUAUUUAGUACGUUUUUUAGUUCACUUCCCACAGAUGGCAUCGUUAUGUUGUGCAAAUCGUUGCGACGUAGCAAAAGGUGCUGUAACGACGACACCCACGACACUACGGAUUCAAAAAUGCUUACUAGAUGUAAUUAAGCAGGUCACCAAAGUCGUGGAAGAGCUACUCGUGUUUAUUGAUGAAUACGAACAACGACUGCAACACUCCCUUUGA